This is a messenger RNA of Galeopterus variegatus (Sunda flying lemur), 2708 nucleotides long. It is a transcript of the gene BMPR1A, whose product is annotated as bone morphogenetic protein receptor, type IA. NCBI's taxonomy places the organism in Eukaryota, Metazoa, Chordata, Mammalia, Dermoptera, Cynocephalidae. The transcript has 11 exons. Gene Ontology annotation, molecular function: SMAD binding; ATP binding; transforming growth factor beta receptor activity, type I. Bases 109 to 1707 code for a protein of 532 amino acids. The record is from RefSeq and is a predicted model, not a curated record. Gene Ontology annotation, cellular component: signaling receptor complex; plasma membrane. Gene Ontology annotation, biological process: BMP signaling pathway; protein phosphorylation; cellular response to growth factor stimulus.
CGUGGCCUUUUACAAGAGAAUCUCAUUGAAUAAAAGUAAUUUAAAUUAGCAAAAAAAUAGGACAAGUUAUUAAAGGUGACAUUGUACAGGAAACAUUAAAAUUGAACAAUGACUCAGCUAUAUAUUUACAUCAGAUUAUUGGGAGCCUAUCUAUUCAUCAUUUCUCAUGUUCAAGGGCAGAAUCUAGACAGUAUGCUACAUGGCACUGGGAUGAAAUCAGACUCUGACCAGAAAAAGUCAGAAAAUGGAGUAACCUUAGCACCAGAGGAUACCUUGCCUUUUUUAAAGUGCUAUUGCUCAGGACACUGCCCGGAUGAUGCUAUUAACAACACAUGCAUAACUAAUGGACAUUGCUUUGCCAUCAUAGAAGAAGAUGACCAGGGAGAAACCACAUUGGCUUCAGGCUGUAUGAAAUAUGAAGGAUCUGAUUUUCAGUGCAAGGAUUCACCAAAAGCCCAGCUACGCCGGACAAUAGAAUGUUGUCGGACCAAUUUAUGUAACCAGUAUUUACAGCCUACACUGCCCCCUGUCGUUAUAGGUCCAUUUUUUGAUGGCAGCAUUCGAUGGCUGGUUGUGCUCAUUUCUAUGGCUGUCUGCAUAAUUGCUAUGAUCAUCUUCUCCAGCUGCUUCUGUUACAAACAUUAUUGCAAGAGCAUCUCAAGCAGACGUCGUUAUAAUCGUGAUUUGGAACAGGAUGAAGCAUUUAUUCCAGUAGGAGAAUCUCUAAAAGACCUUAUUGACCAGUCACAAAGUUCUGGUAGUGGAUCUGGACUACCUUUACUGGUUCAGCGAACUAUUGCCAAACAGAUCCAGAUGGUUCGGCAGGUCGGUAAAGGCCGAUAUGGAGAAGUGUGGAUGGGUAAAUGGCGUGGAGAGAAAGUGGCAGUCAAAGUGUUCUUUACCACCGAGGAAGCUAGCUGGUUUCGAGAAACGGAAAUCUACCAGACUGUGCUCAUGCGCCAUGAAAACAUACUUGGUUUUAUAGCAGCAGACAUUAAAGGUACAGGUUCCUGGACUCAACUCUAUUUGAUUACUGAUUACCAUGAAAAUGGGUCUCUCUAUGACUUCCUGAAAUGUGCUACACUAGACACCAGAGCCCUGCUCAAGUUGGCUUAUUCAGCUGCCUGUGGUCUGUGCCACCUCCACACAGAAAUUUAUGGCACCCAAGGAAAACCUGCAAUUGCUCAUCGAGACCUGAAGAGCAAAAACAUCCUCAUCAAGAAAAAUGGAAGCUGCUGUAUUGCUGACCUGGGCCUUGCUGUUAAGUUCAACAGUGAUACAAAUGAAGUUGAUGUGCCUUUAAAUACCAGAGUGGGCACCAAACGCUACAUGGCUCCAGAAGUGCUGGAUGAAAGCCUGAAUAAAAACCAUUUCCAGCCUUACAUCAUGGCUGACAUCUAUAGCUUUGGCCUGAUCAUUUGGGAAAUGGCUCGUCGUUGUAUCACAGGAGGGAUAGUGGAGGACUACCAGCUGCCCUAUUACAACAUGGUGCCCAGCGACCCGUCAUAUGAGGACAUGCGUGAGGUUGUGUGUGUCAAACGUCUGCGGCCACUUGUGUCUAACCGGUGGAACAGCGAUGAAUGUCUACGAGCAGUUUUGAAGCUAAUGUCAGAAUGCUGGGCCCACAAUCCAGCCUCUAGACUUACAGCAUUGAGAAUUAAGAAGACACUUGCCAAGAUGGUUGAAUCCCAGGAUGUAAAGAUUUGACAGUUCAACAAUUGUGAGGAGAAAUUCUAGACUGCAAGAACUGUUCGUACCCCAGGAACAGGUGGAAUUAGGGUGGAGUAACGAUGUUAGUUGGUUCUCAGACUUUGUCCUCACUACACCUUCACAGGCUGCUAAUGUUAAACCUUCAGUACUCUGUAGAAUACAAGCUGGGAACUUCUAAACACUUCAUUCUUUAUAUAUGGACAGCUUUAUUUUAAAUGUGGUUUUUGAUGCCUUUUUUUUUUAUUGGGUUUUUAUGAACUGCAUCAAGACUUCAAUCCUGAUGAAUAAGUCUCCAGUCAAACUCUGGGUACUGAAUUGCCUGUUUGUAAAACAGUGCUUUCUGUGAAAGCCUUAAGAAGAUAAAUGGGUUCAGCAGAGAUGGAGAAAUAUAUGCUUUUGCCUUCUACCUGAGAAAAUGUAAUCUGUUUGUAUUCUGCCUUUGUAAAACAGCCUCUAGAUUAUGCUGUGUUUGGGAUACUGCUUAGUUUACCAUAGUUUGUCAUGCCUUCCUUGGUAAUGGGAGGUGUGUGUGUGUACAUGCACACCGGGCUUCCUCUGCUGCCAUUUGAAGAACAUGAUUUGUGAAUGCACAGGAAGAUAUUGGUGGCUGGUGGUUUUGUGCUUUAAAAAUGCAGUAGCUGACCAAGAUUUGCCAAUCUCAUAAAAGCCACUUACCUUGCAAGUGACAUAGCCCCACCAACUUUAUGUUUUAGAAUAAAAGUUGGUACAAAGGCCAAAAGAAAUUUUAAAUGUCUAUAAAUUUGGACAGUUUUUCUUCCACCACCAUCUUUUUUUUUUUUUUUUUCUUUUUGUAACUUUUCCUUUUUUUCAUGAAAAGUAUCCUAUCCAAAGAUGGAGCUUUCAAUGCCAUGAACCAAGCUUAUAAAGAAAACACUUCUUAUUGAAGUGAAUUACUGCACUUGAUAGCUAUGUAAGUGCCUAUAACCGUGUUCUGUAUUCUUUAUUCUCAGUAACUUUUAAAAGGGAAGUUAUUUAUA